GCCGCAUGUAGCGGUAUGUAGCCGCAUGUAGAGAGAGAGAGAGAGAGAGAGAGAGAGAGAGAGAGAGAGAGAGAGAGAGAGAGAGAGAGAGAGAGAGAGAGAGAGAGAGAGAGAGAGAGAGAGAGGCUGAUGUUUACGCCCUCGCUGGUCUUUUUGCAUAGGGUUAAUGUAAGGUUAAUAAUAUAAGGUUAGUAGGGUUAAUGUUGUGGAUGCUGACAUAAGGCUUGUCGGAGGCCCUUUCGGCUCAGGGUUUGAGGAGAGAGUGAGAAGAGGCAGUAGCAGGACAACGGUGAGACGAGACACACUGAGUUCAAUCACACUGUAGUGCUGACCGGAAGGAACCCGACUGUACCCGCAAAUGCGUUUGACCACUAAUCAAUAAAUGACGUGAGUUCGGCGCAGCGGUAUCAGUCACCUUUACUCACUCAAAUAAGCGCUGUUAUCAUCGCGCUUACAGUCAAACGCAUAAGGGUUUUGUACUGCUGACAGCGGAGACCGGAUCGAGUCCCCUGACCCAAGCCAACGGUGCCGUCGGCCGAGUGAAGGCACCACCUCCGACGCCUGGACGCAGGGACGUCGCUUGGAGAGGUCUGGACGCAGGGGGGCGAUACUUCGAGGAGUCUACAGAGGGCACUGUCCACGUUCGCGAGUGUUUGUAGUUUUGUAUGGUUGUGUGAGUGUACUGGACGGUGCGUUCGAGUGGGCUAAUUUUGCCACGUGGUUUACAUUGACGUGUGUGUGUGUGUGUGAAGAAAAUCUACGGAUGGUACAUGCCUAGUUUGCCACGUGGUUUACAUUGACGUGUGUGCGAAAAAUACUCUACGGGUGGUGCACUCCUAGUUUUUCAUGUUGGUUUAGUUGACAUGUGUGUUAUGAGGAACGAUUGAGUAUUGUAGUUUUACGGUUCGAGUGUGUGCUGGUUGCCUAGUGGCGUGCGAAAGUGAGGCCUUCCACCCUCGCACUUCGGCUGUGCAAGCGUACAUACGUAUAUGUAUGCGGUGGAACCGACUGAUGUCAACUCUCUCCUCUCUAUUGGCCAAGAGGUAAGCAAGCCAUCGUAACCAGACGGCGUACACAACGAUGUCACAAGGUAAGACAGACGGGCCGUCCAGCCCACUCUUUGAUGACAGUGAACUUGAACGGGAACGUGUAGUGGGGUGUGAUGAAACCGGUGGGGAACAUGUAGUGGGGUGUGAUGAAACCGGUGGGGAACGUGUAGUGGAGUCGAUCGACACCUACGAUGGUGAGUCGAGCGGCACACACCUAGCGGGAGAACCUCUUGCUCACGGUACACCGGCAAGCCUCAAACCCUCGGAAGAGCAACCAGCUUCGCUGUCGUUGGCUGUACCGGACGACACACCAGUAGUGGCAGAAGCACCGGAAUCAACAGGACCCACGGAGGACGUCAUCCCCGUCGGCCCUGUGACCGGCGAGGAGUUAACUCGUUUGGUCGCAACAAUGGUGGAGGAUCGCAUGAAGCUGUGGAUUAGGGAUGAUCGUACUCAUCAGCCGCGACGCGAUAUUAGGGCACGCGACAACAGUUAUCGGGCUGCAAAUGAGGAAACACGGUAUGAGCGCGAAGAAAACACUUCACGGCUCUCCGUCAGGGUGGACAACACAGGUCCAACAUGCCAUGGAACAGACGGAGGAGACACAGGGUCCUCGGCUGGCGAGGAAAUACAUACUGGACGCGACCUUGGGCGCGUUGUACAAAAACAAAAAACAAAGGUUCGGGCCUCAAAUGAGGAGACACGUAUUGGGCGCGCAAAGGAACGGCCACUUCCCGUCAGGGCGAGCCAUGGCGGCUCGAGAUUCCUCCUUGAGGCAGACGGUGAAGAGGCUGAAACCACGGAAGAAGACGCAGGUAUUGGGCGCGCAAGAAAAAGAUUGGGUCUUCUCACCAGGACAGGCCGUCGGGGUCUCCGGGCCCGCCGGGAAAUAGGUGGGGAAGAUAUAAUGACCUCAAACGAUGAGGCAGAUCGCAUCAGGCGCGCUAAGAAAAAGAAAAACAAUAAAGACCCGAAAACCGGCCGUAGAACCGGCAGGGUAGAUUCUGGGUCCUCAAGUGAUGCAGUUAUGUACGCCAGACGCGUGAAGAGGUACAAGUCUGAAGCCCGCCGGACAAGACGACGGAAGAUGAGGAGAGACGCCGUUAGCACCUCUAGUGCCUCCAGUGAAGCCAGUGAAGAUGACGAAGACAGAGAUAUCUACGCCGGGCGGACCAAAAGGGGUAACGUGUCACGGAAGAGGGCGAGGCACGCCCGCAAGACGUACCUGGACAGGGACGAGGUCGGAGGGAGCGGAGCCCUCAUUGAAACGGUCCGCAUGAUGCAAGCGAAGCUUCCCACGCUCCGUGCCGGCAGCGUUGAGAACUACUGGGCAUUCAAGAGACAAUUCCAAGAAUUUGUCCUCGAUACGUCGGCUUCAGACAUGCACAAGCUCAAUCAGCUAUACACCAACUGCGACGGGGAAGUGCAGCUACUGAUAGCUCACUGUAUGGCACUCCCAGCAGAACAAGGCCUUGUAGUGGCCCUGGAGAUCCUGGAUGAACGGUUCGGGGAUGAAAGAGUCUAUAUGAAUCAGUCAAGAGAGAGACUAAUUAGAGGACCGACGAUCUCGGAGAACGACUAUCAGUCCCUCUCCCGAAUGUGUGCCCAACUGACGUCGUACAUCUCCUUCGCCGAGAACAUAGGAAAACUGGCGGAGAUCGACAACACACCCACCAUCAGGGACAUUCUUCUUCGGCUGGACGGAGCGAUGCAAACUCGUUGGAACGCUCGGUGGACGGGAAAGAGGGGCAAGUGCACCCAACGUAUUAAGGAUGUUCUACACUUCGUAAAGAAGGAGACCAAGAGAGUGGAAAAUGACCUCCUUUUGACGGAACGCCACGGCACCGAAUUGCAGAAGCUAUAUGGGGGAGAGCGAGGGAGCAAGAAUGACACAACCGGGAAGUCUGGAAGAGACACUCCAGCCGCUGGUACAAAACGGGACGCCAACCCUUCUACCAAAUCGAGUGGCCACGACGUAGUCCUAACAACACAGAGUAAACCCCUGGCGAGGGCCGGCGGCGACAAGUGCCGUCUAUGCGGGGAGAUGCACUCCCUCCCCCUGUGUGCUAUAUUCCGAUCGCUGUCUGUGGGUCACCGAAGAGGGGUGGUGAGGGCACAAGGGAGGUGCUUUAUGUGCCUCCGAGACGGCCAUCUCGUGAAGGACUGCAGGGCUCGGCCUUGCGACAUAGGAGGCUGUAAUGGGCGACACUCCAGGUGGCUCCAUGACAUCAUACCAGGAACCAAAUCACCCAGACAGGAGAUCGAGAGGCCUAGACAUCACGAACGGCCUGCGGCCCCAGGGGGGUCGAACAACAGGGACUGACUAGGGCGAGUAAGCC
Eriocheir sinensis (Chinese mitten crab) is the source of this 3388-nucleotide messenger RNA. RefSeq lists its product as uncharacterized. Bases 1081 to 3372 code for a protein of 763 amino acids. The record is from RefSeq and is a predicted model, not a curated record. Gene Ontology annotation, molecular function: zinc ion binding; nucleic acid binding. Lineage: Eukaryota; Metazoa; Arthropoda; Malacostraca; Decapoda; Varunidae. The transcript is spliced from 2 exons.